Colossoma macropomum (tambaqui) is the source of this 4534-nucleotide messenger RNA. It is a transcript of the gene blm, whose product is annotated as BLM RecQ like helicase. Gene Ontology annotation, molecular function: ATP binding; DNA binding; hydrolase activity, acting on acid anhydrides, in phosphorus-containing anhydrides. Gene Ontology annotation, cellular component: chromosome; cytoplasm; nucleus. Gene Ontology annotation, biological process: telomere maintenance; double-strand break repair via homologous recombination; DNA replication. The record is from RefSeq and is a predicted model, not a curated record. NCBI's taxonomy places the organism in Eukaryota, Metazoa, Chordata, Actinopteri, Characiformes, Serrasalmidae.
UUCGCGCAAUGCUCACUCUCCCUCAAAACAACUUAAAAGAGCAACUCGAGCGGCACACCAAAGUUAGUGCCGCUCAGAACAAGCUGUCCCUGACCAAACCAAAGCCUGGGGCCUUUUGCUUCAAAAAGAAGUCUACGUCAGGUGUUAGCAAAGCUGAAGUUCCCCAAAAGGUAAUUGGUGCAAAUGUUCUAGCAAACCGGAGUGUCAAUGUUCCUGGCAGCUGUAAAGUAACAAAACCUCCUCUGACAUUUCCAAACAAGCCUGAAAGAGCACCUCCAAAAUUCAACUUCUCCACUGCACCCAGCAAAACCAAGCCACAGACCAUCAACCCAUUAGCAAACCCAUUUGCAGUGGGGAAAUCCACCCCUAUUCAGUCUGUCACUGAGGCUUCAGUAAAACCAGACAACACCCCUGCAGAUGCUAAUGACGAUAAAGUUGUAAAAACAUUGGGCUGUCACAACUCUUUUACCAUUCCUGUCGAUGACUGGGAUGACUUUGAUGAUUUUGAAACUCCAGUAAAGGGAAAAGCAUUAUCACAAAGCCCCCAGAUUCCAGUGAAAAAACCACCAGGAACAGACAAGGAUAUAUCGCCUAUAGUUGCUAGUGCUAAGAUUGCUGACACAACAGAGAAUGGAAGUUUGCCUGUAGGACCGUCUUUUGGUGUUUCUGGAGAAGCUUCGGAGAUUACAGCAGAGACCUCUGGUGCUGAUAAACAUGAUGCCCUAUCUGGACAUAAAGCUGGGGAGCCAGAUGAUUCACCCAUCAAGCCAACUAAACGUCGUUCACCUGGGGUUCAACACAAGCCACUGCUAAGUGACAGUGAGGAUGAGAGCAUCGCUGACAUUAUUAAACCUAAAGAUAAAGCUGAUGGGAAUGUGAAGCAUUCAACAGACAUUGAACAUAAAUACAUCGAUCCAGAAAUCAUAGAUAUAGAUGACAGUCAGACUCAGGAUAUGCUGGAGGAUGACUUGGAUUUUAUUCCGCCCUCGCCUGAAGAAAGGAGCCCACCUGUUUCAAUUCUGGUGAAAAGAAAAUCUGACCUUGUCAAAAAUGCUGAAGUAAAUGUUGCUUCACCAAGAGGCUCUAUUUCAAGCUUUCCAGAACAGGAUAUUCCUGCCAAAGAUUCAAAAGGGCCUGAUGAUGCUCUCUUCAGUGUCAUGGAGUCUAUCUGUUGUCUAGUGGAUGCCAUCCCUGAGCAUGAGCUCAUAGCCCUGACUUGUGGCACAGAUCUGCUUUUACAGAGAGCUCACAGGAAAAGGAUUCUUGCUGACAUGGCAUCAUCAGGGAAGCACCUGUCAGACAGAGCAACCCCUGAGCCCAGAUUGCUUCAGAGAACAAGUUUUGGAGUCACGACUCCUUUGACCUCAUUCAAAGAAGACAAUUCUAAAGGCUUUCAGUUCCGAAAGUCCCUUGCCUCUACGAUGUCUGUGGACUUUAACAACAGUGUCUUUGAAGACUCAGACUGCAUUAUUAAUGGUGUGGAAACACCAGGAGGCUCCUGGAACCCUUUCCUCAAAUCUGCUGUCAGUGGAGAGCAGGGGAAUAACUUAAGCCUGAACUGGAGUAAUGGCAAGUCAGGAGAGAGUACUUCGAGGCUUCUCUUAAAUCAGCCAAAUGAUCAGACUGUGGAUCUUAAGCAGACUGAACUUUUCUUCUCACUGAAGAAACCAGUGGAGGCCAGCAGAAAGAAUACAGAGAGUAAAGCUGGAAACAGCACAGCAGCAUCUGGUUGUGUUGAUUUAAGAGCGAGCACAGAGCCAGAUGACUUUGACAUUGAUGACUUUGACAUUGAUGAUUUAAAUGAGAGUGAUAUCCCAGAUUACUAUGAGGAACCUGUGGAUUCAUCAGCUUCAAAGAGGAGUUCCAGUACCCUCCCACAACCAGUUCGUGAAGGUGGACCCUCUAAGUCUUGCGAGAAAAAGACUGUCACUACCCCCACAGCAGUUGUAAAACCUACUAAGCCAGCUUCCCCUGAAGUUACAGUUAGGAAUCCAGCGCAUGACCGCUUUAGGGGCUUUAACUUUCCUCAUUCUCCGGAGAUGAUGAAGAUAUUCCACAAGAGGUUUGGUCUUCAUCAGUUCCGUUUCAAUCAGCUAGAAGCCAUCAAUGCUGCACUGUUGGGAGAAGAUACAUUUGUCCUGAUGCCUACAGGAGGGGGUAAAAGUCUCUGUUAUCAGCUGCCUGCCUGUGUGUCUGCUGGGGUGACUGUGGUGAUUUCUCCACUACGUUCGCUUAUUGUGGAUCAGGUCCAGAAACUCACCACAUUAGAUAUCCCUGCCACCAGCUUGUCUGGGGAUAAAAGUGAUAGUGAAGCUGGGAGAAUCUACUUGCAGCUCUCUAAGAAAGAUCCUCUCGUCAAACUGCUUUAUGCCACUCCUGAAAAGGUAUCUGCGAGUGGGAGGAUGAUAAGUGCUCUGCAGAACCUGUAUGAAAGAGGCCUGCUUGCUCGUUUUGUCAUAGAUGAGGCCCAUUGUGUCAGCCAGUGGGGACAUGACUUCAGGCCAGAUUAUAAGCGGUUGCAUGAGCUACGACAGAAGUUUCCCAGGGUUCCUGUCAUGGCACUGACAGCCACUGCCACACCUCGAGUCCAGAAGGAUAUCCUGAAUCAGCUGGCCAUGACUCGGCCACAGGUUUUCACAAUGAGCUUCAACAGACACAAUCUAAAAUACUCUGUACUGCCUAAAAAACCUAAGAAAGUUGAUGAGGACUGCAUUAACUGGAUCAAGAAACAUUAUCCACGUGACUCUGGUAUUGUGUAUUGCUUGUCACGUAACGACUGUGACACCAUGGCGGAUAGUCUUCAGCGGGCUGGGAUAGCAGCACUGGCUUACCAUGCUGGGCUAAAUGACAGUGACAGAGAGUAUGUCCAAAACAAAUGGAUCAACCAGGAUGGCUGCCAGGUCAUGUGUGCCACAAUUGCGUUUGGCAUGGGCAUUGACAAGCCUGAUGUGCGGUAUGUGAUCCAUGCUAGUCUGCCCAAGUCGGUGGAAGGCUACUACCAGGAAUCAGGGAGAGCUGGUCGAGAUGGAGAGAUAUCCCACUGUGUCCUCUUCUACUCCUACAAUGAUGUCAUCCGCAUCAAAAGACUAAUUGCCAUGGACAAGGAUGGCAACCACCAUUCCAGAGCCACUCACAUUAACAACCUGCACAGCAUGGUGCAUUACUGUGAGAAUGUGGCAGAGUGUAGAAGGAUACAGCUGCUUGCGUACUUUGGCGAGCACAAGUUCAAUUCUGGCUUCUGUAAUGAGCAUCCCGAAGUCAUCUGUGAUAAUUGUGCCAGACCACAUCAAUACCAAGCCAGAAAUGUGACCGAGGAUGUGAAGAAGAUUGUGCGGUUUGUGCAGGAAAACUGUGAAAAAGUUGGCAGCAGAUAUGGCAGAUCGUCACAGCAAAACAGACUUACUCUGAACAUGCUUGUUGACAUCUUCAUAGGCUCUAAAAGUGCACGAGUCCAGUCAGGCAUGUACGGCAUUGGAGCAGCUUACUCCAGGCACAACGCAGACAGGCUAUUUAAGAAGCUUGUGCUGGACCACAUCCUGAUGGAGGAUUUGUACAUAACCAAUAACGGUCAGGCCGUGGCCUACAUCUCAGCUGGCCCUAAAGCCAUGAAUGUCCUGAGUGGCAGCUUGCAGGUUCAGUUCCAUGAGACCGAAAGCGCCUCUAGCAUCAGGAAGCAUAAAGCCUCUGUGACCAAGAAUGUUUCCAAGAGGGAGGAGAUGGUCAAGAAGUGUCUGGAAGAGCUCCGCGAGCUGUGCAAGAAGCUGGGCAAAGUGUUUGGUCUUCACUACUACAACAUCUUCUCUACAAGCACCCUGAAAAAGAUCGCCGAGACUCUGUCGGCUGACCCUGAGGUGCUGCUACAGAUCGACGGUGUGACUGAGGACAAGCUGGAGAAAUAUGGAGCUGAGCUCAUCGAACUGUUACAGAAAUACUCAGAAUGGCAGCUGCCUGCUGAGGAGCACGGUGAGAGCUCAGGGUGGAUCGACACGACACGUGGCCAUCCUGAGGAUGAUGUGUAUGAUGACGGAGAGGACGGCUCUUCAGCAUAUUUCAGGAGCAACACAGGCCGAGGAGAGAAAAGGAAGAAGGCAUCCUUCUCAAGGAAACCCAAAAGGCAACGUGGUUACAACAACAAAAACUCUAAAAGUGGGAACAGUGGGAACUGGUCUUCGUCUAAAGGAGGAUAUAAAAGUGCAGGUCGGGGAGCGGGCCGAGGCUCCUCUAGGCCUGCUUCUUCAGCUCCAGCAGGGAGAAGACCAGGCUUCAUGGCUCUGCCUACACCCCAGAACGCUGCACGACCAUUCCUCAAACCAGCCUUCUCUCACUUCAGCUAGGUCCAUCAGCUACCAACCUUUUUCUUUCUGUGUCCACAUAUUUGUAAAGUAUGUAUAUAAUUUCUCUUUGUGUAAUUGCUUUCUGUGUAUUUGUUGUCCUGUUUAUAUGCAGCCCACUUUUUGCAUUUAUUCUCAGUAUUAUACUGUACAGUGUAAGGGAGCAGUUUGCUUCCAUACGUCGUCUCAAAUUGUGUACUUAA